Messenger RNA from Dioscorea cayenensis subsp. rotundata (Guinea yam), 1688 nucleotides. Its product is annotated as aldehyde dehydrogenase family 3 member H1-like. The coding region runs from base 85 to 1548 and encodes 487 amino acids. The transcript is spliced from 10 exons. The record is from RefSeq and is a predicted model, not a curated record. Gene Ontology annotation, biological process: aldehyde metabolic process. Gene Ontology annotation, molecular function: aldehyde dehydrogenase (NAD+) activity. NCBI's taxonomy places the organism in Eukaryota, Viridiplantae, Streptophyta, Magnoliopsida, Dioscoreales, Dioscoreaceae. Gene Ontology annotation, cellular component: cytoplasm.
CGAUCAACCAAAGAAGAAAAAAUCUUAUCUUUUUCCUCGUUUUCUCUCUUUUGUGCUUGUUUCCGCUUGUCUUGGGCCGAGGUCAUGGCGGAGGAUGUUGGAUUUGACUCUCAGGUGGCGGCGAAGAUGGUAGAGGAGUUGAGGAGCGGCUUCAGAAAGGGAAGGACGGCGGAGUAUGAGUGGAGAGUGACCCAGUUGAAGGGUCUUGUCAGGAUGAUUGAUGAGAGAGAGACUGAGAUCGUUGAUGCUCUUGAUAAAGACCUUAAGAAACCCAAGAUGGAGUCCUUUCUCCAUGAGAUUUCAUUGGUGAGAUCAUCGUGUUUGAUGGCUCUUAAAAAAUUGAAACAGUGGAUGAAGCCUGAGAAGGUUCCGUCACUGCUUGCUGCACAUCCGUCAUCAUCAUAUAUUGUAUCUGAGCCGCUCGGCAUUGUGCUUGUGAUUUCUGCGUGGAACUACCCUUUCUUGCUAUCUCUUGAGCCUGUUGUUGGAGCUAUUGCAGCGGGUAAUGCUGUUGUCUUAAAGCCAUCAGAAAUUGCACCAGCAGUAUCAUCACUGUUUGCAAACAUUUUGCCCAAAUAUGUGGAUAACUCUUCUAUAAAAGUUGUUGAGGGUGGUGUUGCUGAAACUACUGCUCUAUUGGAGCAGAAAUGGGACAAAAUACUUUAUACUGGUAAUUCGAGAGUAGGUCGCAUUGUGAUGACUGCUGCCGCAAAGCACCUAACACCUGUUGUCUUGGAACUCGGAGGAAAGUCACCUGUAGUUGUUGAUUCGAACAGUGAUUUAAAGGUUGCGGCAAACAGAAUUGCUGUUGGGAAGUGGGGUUGCAAUAAUGGGCAAGCUUGUAUUGCUCCAGAUUAUAUAAUUACGACAAAAUCAUCUGCUCCACUUUUGGUAGAUGCAUUUAAAUUUUCUUUGGAGAAAUUCUAUGGGAAAGAUCCACAAGAAUCGAAAGAUUUAUCUCGCAUUGUGAACUCCAACCAUUUUGCGCGCUUGACAAGGCUCUUGGAUGAUGAUAAAGUUUCCGACAAGGUUGUUCAUGGAGGACAGCGUGACGAAAAGCAGCUAUUCAUAGCACCAACACUUUUGCUCGACAUCCCGUUAGAUUCAUUGGUAAUGAAUGAAGAAAUAUUCGGUCCUCUGCUUCCGAUCAUCACGGUCGAAAAGAUAGAAGAGAGUUUGGAUAUAAUAAAUGAUAGAGCAAAGCCUCUUUCUGCUUAUCUCUUCACCAAAGACAAGAAGCUCGAAGAGAACUUCAUAAAGAACAUAUCAGCUGGGGGAAUUCUUGUCAAUGACACAACUUUACAGGUUGCAAGUCCUCACCUCCCAUUCGGCGGUGUAGGAGAGAGUGGAAUGGGAGCGUAUCAUGGCAAGUUCUCAUUUGAUACAUUUAGUCACAAGAAGGCAGUUAUGUCUCGUGGUUUUGGAGGUGACUUGCCGGCGAGGUACCCGCCAUAUACUCCACAGAAACAGAAGCUUUUAAGAGGUUUACUGAGUGGUAGCAUCCUAGCUUUAAUUUCUGCUAUCAUUGGAUGGCCUAGGAUUGAAUGAGUGUUUUCUUUGAAUGAUGUGAAUAAUGUUUGGUAAUUGGUAACUUAAGGAAUUCUAGUGUUUGGAGAUUAUUACAUUGUUAAAUUCUAUUUGUUUCUUAUUGCAAAGGAAUUUAUAUAUGUGGGGUCCUUUUGUUGUUA